Messenger RNA from Hydractinia symbiolongicarpus, 2960 nucleotides. RefSeq names its product ankyrin-3-like. The record is from RefSeq and is a predicted model, not a curated record. NCBI's taxonomy places the organism in Eukaryota, Metazoa, Cnidaria, Hydrozoa, Anthoathecata, Hydractiniidae. The transcript has 2 exons. The coding region runs from base 146 to 997 and encodes 283 amino acids. Gene Ontology annotation, molecular function: protein binding.
AAAACGAAUUAACUAAUAAUAAGCCAAAAGUUAACGAUUGUCAAAAAUUUGAUCAUGUUCAAUAUGUCUAGCAGAAACGAAGGUAGUUGAUUUAGAAGGUUGUUUUUUAUCGGCUUUAGUACUUAGAGAACUUGCAGCUACCAUUAUGAUCAAAGUAAAAGAAGCUCUGCGCAAGGUGUCUAUGUCAGGAAAAAGAAGAGAUUCAGAUCCUCCUCCGCAGAUCAUUUAUGAAGAUAGUAAAACAGUACCACUACCAGUAUCGAUAUCAAACACGAAGGAGUUGUCAGGCUCUUAUCCCACGUUAAACGAAUUGACGCAUAAUCAAAAUAUAUCUUACGAAGAAAUAUUAAACAUUCGGAAAAUUACUUCCCCUCGGAGAAAAUCGGAAAACCUAAUAGAUUUCCUCAAUCUCGAUUGUAAGGGCGCUGAACUGUCGGCUCUGCUAGCAGAGAAUAGUAAUAAAGAAAAGCAACCGCUUAGAAAAACUAAAAGUUAUUGUGACAACCGAACGUCGGCGAUACCAACACGCAGAAACUCUCUCCAGGGGUUACUACUAAAACAAAGCAAAAGCUCUAAAUUGCGAACCCGAAGGGCAAACAUGACGCAUUCGUACGAACCAAACAAAUUACUUUCCAAAGCUAUAGCAGAUGGUUACGCUGAUCUUGUUGUUGGCUUGCUUCAAAGUGGUCAGGUGAACAUCAACAAAUUAAACAGUGAUGGAUACGCGCCAUUGCAUUUAGCAGCGUUCGAAGACAAAGCUGAUAUAAUUCGAAUUUUAAUAAACCAUGGUGCUUUUAUUGACAUUUUGGAUAGUACAGGUUUCUCUCCGUUAGAGGUGUCCGUAAAUGAAGGCUCCUUUGAGUGCGCCCAAGUUCUUAUUGAAAAUGGUGCGGACCAGACUCUGAUUUUGGAUGGACACUUUGAUAAACGGAGAAGUCGAGCCUCUUCCAUGGAUGAUGAAUAUCAAAAAUAUUUAAAAACAAAAGCUAGGCAAUAGUUCUUAUCUGGUAAACAUGUUUUUUAUUCACUCCAUCUACAACAAAACAUCGACAAUCUAGAAAAAAAUAGCCAGAAUGCUGAAUUAGUGUUUACAAAAUUUCUUUCUUGAAUUUCUUCAUUUCUUUUGGCAGUUAACUCUACCUAUCAUUGAUUUCGGGUUUUUCCUCUUACAUAAUUUGGAGUUUUUUACUUUUAUAUAAAAAAGCUUGUAUUGAAAUAUCUAAGUUAGUUAAUUUGCACUUUUCAUUUUUAAAAUUACAUUUAUAACGAAAGUUUUUUAUUGGAUUAGAUAUUCCUUAUCCAAUUUACCGAUUUUAAACCAUACAUGUGAUCCAAGCCUUUGCGAGACGUAUUCUUUGAGGUAGCACAAUUGUUACUACUGAUAGACAGGGCGUAAUCAAUAGGGAAAAAGUAGUGAUACAUCAAGAUGCAUGAAACACGAAGAAGGUCCAUUUUAAGUUCAGUAUGGUUGUUUCCUGCACAAUAUAUUGGUACAUGGUCGUCUUUUUUCAUUCAAUUUCAUAACAUUUGGAGUGAAUGUUAGCCAAUAUAGAGGGUUAAAAAUUUUAAGUUUUACAAAAUUUCAAUGAUACAAUGAUAAUAUAACAAGUUGGCUCUUUCCAUAUUAGAGUCGCGCAUUUUUAAAUUUGUCAAAGUUCGCCUCUUACUGUGUACAUCAGACUUAUUUUAGGAUCUAAGGUUUUUUGGUUAAGUCCAUAGUCUACAAAAGCAUACUAAUUGUUGUUAAUGCCAGAAUGACCAUUGUACCCGCAACUUGUGACCGUCGUGGACCCCGACGUAGAUCAUUUCGUUGUGCACACGCGCAGGAGGAUGUCACUAGGAAAAUUUACGAAUAGCGAAAAUGGUCAAUGCUCUGCAGCUGUCGACCUGGCCUUCGUCUGCAGCUGCAGAGCAUUGACCAUUUUCGCUAUUCGGGAAAAUGACGAAAUAAUUGUCUUUGUUCCAAUGCAUUUGUCAACGAUUGUCGAAUCUACUUGGUCAUAUAAUGUGACAGUGACUACAACUGAUUUGCAAUCUUGCCCCUUUUACUGAAAACCUGUGACAACUCUUUUGCUUUUGAGGUCAAUCAAUUUUCCUUUUUUUUAUGUUAUUUUUGAUUUUUCCUAAAAAGUAUUAGGUUAGGACAGAGUCAAUUAUUGGUCCUUGGACUAAAUCCUUGACAGAUAGUAGUAGGACUAAAAUCUUGACCAAAUUUAAAUUCCUUCAAUUCCAAUUAUGGAUUAUAUAUCGUUAAAAUGCAUUUGUUAUGAUCAAAGCAGAUUUUUUUUAUAUUUAAUGUAAAUAGUCUAAUAUUUGAUAAAAUAAAGAUGACAACGUUAUCCAAUUUUUUAACGUCAAAUAGCAGUUGAAGCGAAGGACUGUUAAAAUAACGUAAAAGAUUGAAUACUAAAUGGGGUUCGUACUUUAGAUGACAAAGUAUGUUAAGUUUUAAGCAAUGAAGUGUAAAGGCUUCUUUAUAAGGUAAAAAUCUUGAAUCUGCGAGCGUUUAUCCCUACGAGAAUUGCCGAUGAGACUGAGCCACGAAAGGUAAUUCCCAGAAUUUCUCUGUUGAAGCUCAGCAGUAGGUGUUGCAGACUUAAUGUUUUGAUAGAACUGAUAAAUGAGGCGGUGUUUUUAUAACACGUAUUAGCAGGACGUACGAAAGAUAUAUAAAAAAUACAAAGGACUAAUAUGCACUUUAUAUAUUCAUUAUAUUUAUAUAUCUUAUAUUUUAUUAUUUUUUUUAAGUUGAGAAACAUAUUUUCAUUAGUAUAUUUUUAACAAUGAAUUAUAUUGUAGCAACAUCUUCAUUAUCGGUGUUAUCUUCGGCAAGACGUCUUCAUCUGUCUAUUUUUUAUUUGUCUUUUAACAUUUUAGUCUCAGCAGUGUGAGUCUUCCUUUAAAACACUAAAUUAAUUUCUCGGAAUCAACAAUUGUGAGAUUAAAAGCACAGAUUUUUC